Molecule: messenger RNA, 1053 nt
Organism: Boeremia exigua
Lineage: Eukaryota; Fungi; Ascomycota; Dothideomycetes; Pleosporales; Didymellaceae
Exons: 5
Coding region: 1-1053 (350 amino acids)
Source: RefSeq, a predicted model, not a curated record
AUGCAAGACGACGCCUCGCAGCCUGGCGGUUUUCAGCCCCUCAGCCUUGUCAUUUCGCUGCGCCUCUGCAGGAUGGGAUUCGUCGAAUGUAGACAAAACGCCGCUGACGCAUGCGACUAUGAACCGAAUCUCGCUAAUUGGACGCGCAUGCGCCGUGUCACGCAGCGCGAGACAGAGGAUACAUGGUUCCGCUUCCUGGUCAAGAUGACCGCCCCGGAUUCCAAGUCGAGCUACACCUGGCACGAGAUGACUUUCUUCUCGCGCUGGACUCCGAACGGGUGCAGAAUGCUCUGCAUUGGCGUACCCUCUCUGUUCACAACACUCCUCCAGGACUCGCUGUCACGCAUGAACACCCCACAACCCCCGACCGAGCCCUACUCGCUCCACGUACCUGUGCUGGAAGCCAUAGUAGCCAUGCAGGAUCUGUCUCUCUGGUCGAUGCGCGACAUCGUCCGGGGUAUUGAGAAGACCCGCGCCCUCGCCCUCCGCGGCCCCGAAGCUUUCCUGCCCAUGCACGAAGGCGCGCGCCACGCCAUCCACGCCUUCGAAGUGCUCAGCGUCUCCGUCCAAACCGGCGAAGCCCUGCAGCAGAACCUGGCCCAGCUGCGCCCUGAUCCACGUUCCAGACGCUCGAGUGCCCUGGUACCACACGUCGCCUUCCAGCUGCAGAUGCUGCGCAACUUGCUGUCGCGGUCGCAGUCGAACAAGGAAAGGCUGCAGAACGAGGUUGCUCAGGCGCAUAACAUGAUUGCCCAGCGGGAUAGCCAGACCAUGACGAAGCUGGGGGAGGCGGCGAAGCGGGACAGCGGCGCGAUGCGGACGGUUGCGGUGGUAACGAUGGCGUUUCUGCCGCCUACGUUUCUGUCGGCCAUAUUCAGCAUGUCCUUCUUCAACUACACCCCCCCGCCGGCCAGCAGCGGCUGGAGCGUGUCGAGCAGCGUGUGGAUAUAUUUCUUGUGCGCGGUGCCGCUGACGCUGGGUACGCUGGGGGUGUGGUUCUGGGGCGCGUGGGUGGGGCGGUGGAUGCGGCGGGUGGCGGGGGGCAAGGCAUGA